Molecule: messenger RNA, 1658 nt
Organism: Poecilia latipinna (sailfin molly)
Lineage: Eukaryota; Metazoa; Chordata; Actinopteri; Cyprinodontiformes; Poeciliidae
Gene: dcun1d1
Product: DCN1, defective in cullin neddylation 1, domain containing 1 (S. cerevisiae)
Exons: 7
Coding region: 242-1015 (257 amino acids)
Biological process (GO): protein neddylation
Cellular component (GO): ubiquitin ligase complex
Molecular function (GO): ubiquitin conjugating enzyme binding; ubiquitin-like protein binding; cullin family protein binding
Source: RefSeq, a predicted model, not a curated record
GCUUUUUUUAAAAAAAUCAAAAACUAACAUAAGAUGUUUAAUUGUCUGUUUUGAACAGGUAUAUCCAACUGUUUAAUACAACUUAUAAAUAUAGUUUCACAUUUGACACGACUGGCCCUUCGUGUGUGUUUUACUUUUAUUUUGAAGCGUAACUUUGCAACCGGAAAAAGGCUUGUAGUUCAAUUUGUAAAAACUCAGUUGCUAGCUGGAUGGGAGAGAAGAAAGUCUGCUCGAGACAAACAUGAACAAGCUGAAGUCCUUCCAGAAGGACAAAGUUCGUCAGUUUAUCGUUUUUACACAAUCCAACGAGAAGACUGCGGUGGCCUGCUUGUCUCAGAAUGACUGGAAGCUAGAUGUUGCCACGGACAAGUUUUUCCAGAACCCAGAGCUCUAUGUUUCAAAUACUAAGGGGGGCUUAGACAAGAAGAGGCUGGAGCAGCUGUUCAACAGAUACAGAGAUCCUCACGAUCACAACAAAAUAGGCGUCGACGGGAUCCAGCUGUUCUGCGAUGACCUGGGUCUGAAUCCGGCCAGUAUCAGUGUCCUCCUCAUAGCGUGGAAGUUCAGAGCAGCAACACAGUGCGAAUUUUCCAGACAGGAGUUCAUGGAUGGCAUGACCGAACUGGGGUGUGACAGCACAGAGAAGCUGAAAUCUCAGCUGCCAAAGAUGGAGCAGGAGUUAAAGGACCAGGGCAAAUUUAAAGGCUUUUACCAGUUUACAUUUGAUUUUGCCAAGAAUCCUGGUCAGAAGGGAUUGGAUCUUGAUAUGGCGAUUGCAUACUGGAAUUUAGUCCUGGCUGGGAGAUUCAAGUUCUUGGCUUUGUGGAACCAGUUCUUACUUGAGCACCACAAGAAAUCUAUUCCUAAGGACACCUGGAAUCUCUUAUUAGACUUCAGCACAAUGAUCACAGAUGACAUGUCGAAUUAUGACGAAGAAGGAGCCUGGCCUGUUCUCAUAGAUGACUUUGUAGAAUUUGCACGGUCGCACAUCGGGACCAAAAGCUCCGCAGUUUGAGGUUCAUCUGAUGGAAGAGUUCACAGCUGGAUGGCUUGUUGAGCACGCCACGCAGGGAUUAUGACGCCUUUCAAACACUCAGGACUAAAAUGUUUUUUCACAUCAGAGACUUUAUACAAGUGUGUUUGUAACCUGCAGAGGAAACAAAUAAAGGCCCAUCUUUAUUGUUUGUGGUUGAUGAGUUUAAAGACUUCAGGAUGUUUUAUGUGCGCUCAAGCCAGCCGGAGAACCAUCACCACCCGUUACGGUCGUCUUUAAAGAACACGUGGAUUUACUUUGAAAUUCUAUUGUAAAUUCUUGGCUUCUUAAAGGGAUAUUGUAUUUUAAUACUGAUAUACAUUUAUUGUCUUGUUUUUUUGUGUUAUGAUGCAUUUGUAUGUCAAGCCAGUUUAAAGCACUGGAAUUUUUAAACAUGGUACUGUUUAAAAAUAAUUAAGGGAUAAAUAAGUGACCAUCUGCUCUCAUUAUUUUUUUUAGCCUCAUUUUAAGAAGUCAACUUAGUGGAAGCAGCAUGAAUUUAAAUCAUGUAUAUUCCAGUUUUAAAUACAAAAUUUUAAAACAUUUUUGAAUCUCACAUUUGUGACAUACCUAUGGACAGACAUUACCUUCGAUUCUUCUUUAAUAAAAAAUAGUCCCUUGUGAA